GAGAGCACAAGACACGCAGAUAGAUUGAUGGAUAUCACAGAGAGAUGGCGAAUGAUGUGCCGCCGUUGUGAUAUUGGCGUACGCGGUGGCACAUUGCUAGUGCCGCAUAUUCCACAUCGGGGACAAAACAACCCUACCCUGUCGGCUGUUGGUGACAACCAACAUGUUGCUCGCGUUGGACAGGGUGUGGACUUACAGACCAUAUGAAGUACCCUGUAGUCUAAGCCAAGAAAUUAUUGGUGGCCUGCUGGAUAGUGAGGAGGUGAACGGCGGAGAGGAAAAGGAUACAAAAGACAAGGCACCCUGGUUCGUACUGCGGCGGUUUGGUGUCGCGUAUAACGCAGAUAGUAUGUGACUUCUCGUUGUUGGACAAGGGGGUUGCCUGGUCAUGUGCGCGCUUUGCGAUCACGUGCCCAUCAUUGUGCAGAGUUUGAUAGAUUAUUUGAGCGGGAAAAUGAGUUUGUUGCAGGGGGGGGAAUACGGUAAAGACAAGUGAUUGGACAGUGUUUAAUCUCAAA
Molecule: messenger RNA, 518 nt
Organism: Ectocarpus sp. CCAP 1310/34
Lineage: Eukaryota; Phaeophyceae; Ectocarpales; Ectocarpaceae
Source: the annotation of a GenBank genome assembly